AUGCAUUGUAAACAUAAUUUCGGUUACUGCGAUAAUCUUUCUCGUGUUGAUCACCAGAUUUCUGUUUGCUACUUAGCAGUGGUACUUAUCUGCGAUCAGAUUUCUGAUGGGCCGCAAAAUCAUGAACUGAGCAGGUCCUCAUAUUAUUCCAAAGUGAUACGAAAGCAUAUACCGAUGGAGCCUGCUAUGCAGCAUGGAUUUGGUCCUGUUUUCUUCAGAGACUAUGGAAGAUCAAAUUAUGAGAAACAAGGCUUGCAACCGAUUGUACCAGUAAAACGAUUGAAAAGUUUAAUGCGGAUACGUCGACGAGCAGGAAGUAUUCGUAAUUUAGGAUUACUAGAACGAGAUGAUUUUGUACCGCGAAUCGAUGAAUCUCUUUGUCGUUGUGAUGGAGAACUGCGUGAAGAGAAUAGUUGUGCCCAAAUGCCUUGUCCUGAAAUAAGCAAUGCUCGUACAUGUGGUUGGUCUCAUUGGACCGAAUGGUGUGGUUGUAUAGGACCAUGUAAUCAGGGUGAUCGCAUACGUGCUCGGUAUUGCGUUGAUGGUAUCUCAGCAAGUGAUGAUACAUCAAGUAGCAACACUAAAAAAGAUCCUUGCAUUCUUUCGGUACUUUUCAAAACUUUCCAAUGUUUUAAAAGUUCAUGA
Loa loa (African eye worm) is the source of this 645-nucleotide messenger RNA. RefSeq lists its product as hypothetical. NCBI's taxonomy places the organism in Eukaryota, Metazoa, Nematoda, Chromadorea, Rhabditida, Onchocercidae. Bases 1 to 645 code for a protein of 214 amino acids. The transcript is spliced from 5 exons. The record is from RefSeq and is a predicted model, not a curated record.